CAUCAUGGCACCCAAGACGAGCGGUAAGGCGGCGAAAAAGUCCGGCAAGGCGCAGAAGAAUAUUUCGAAGACAGACAAAAAAAAGAAGAAGCAUAAGAGGAAGGAGAGUUACGCCAUCUACAUCUACAAAGUGCUCAAGCAGGUGCACCCGGACACCGGUAUCUCGUCGAAGGCCAUGUCCAUCAUGAACUCUUUCGUGAACGACAUCUUCGAACGUAUCGCGGCCGAGGCGUCCCGUCUUGCGCACUACAACAAGCGUUCCACGAUCACAUCCCGUGAGGUGCAGACGAGCGUGAGGCUCCUGCUGCCCGGUGAGCUGGCCAAGCACGCGGUCAGCGAGGGCACCAAGGCGGUGACCAAGUACACGAGCUUGAAGUGA
Molecule: messenger RNA, 379 nt
Organism: Leptidea sinapis
Lineage: Eukaryota; Metazoa; Arthropoda; Insecta; Lepidoptera; Pieridae
Product: histone H2B-like
Exons: 1
Coding region: 5-379 (124 amino acids)
Cellular component (GO): nucleosome
Molecular function (GO): structural constituent of chromatin; protein heterodimerization activity; DNA binding
Source: RefSeq, a predicted model, not a curated record